Molecule: messenger RNA, 755 nt
Organism: Carassius carassius (crucian carp)
Lineage: Eukaryota; Metazoa; Chordata; Actinopteri; Cypriniformes; Cyprinidae
Product: retinal cone rhodopsin-sensitive cGMP 3',5'-cyclic phosphodiesterase subunit gamma-like
Exons: 4
Coding region: 190-573 (127 amino acids)
Biological process (GO): positive regulation of epidermal growth factor receptor signaling pathway; visual perception; positive regulation of G protein-coupled receptor signaling pathway
Cellular component (GO): photoreceptor outer segment membrane
Molecular function (GO): cGMP binding; 3',5'-cyclic-nucleotide phosphodiesterase activity
Source: RefSeq, a predicted model, not a curated record
UGUCUUAUCUAAUAUUGCAUGAAGUAUGGAAAACAAACAAGGCUAAUCUCAUACAUGCAUCUGUACAUGUGAAUGUUGCAUCCUGUCACCUUUUAGGGGGCUGAUGACAGCUAGAUUGUUUUGGAAAGAGGAAGGACCAUCAUUUGCAGGUUUAAUCAUCUUAUGAUGCUCAGAACUAUUUAAGAGCUUAUGGGAAAGUGUGUGUUGACAGAGAGCCGCAUCCUGACCCCCUCGACACAUGUGAGACAGAAACAGAAGAGCAGCAGAUCAUCAUUGAUUCAGUGGGCAGUGCUUGCUAUUGGUCUUGUGAAUAUGGAUGUCUCCAAGCCUAAAGCCAUCAGCAAGGUUGUCAUACGGGCCACGGCGCCCGGCACUCCCCACAAGGGCCCGCCCAAAUUCAAACAGAGGUCAACACGCCAGUUCAAGAGCAAGCCGCCCAAAAAGGGUGUCAUUGGAUUUGGCGAAGAUAUUCCUGGAAUGGAGGGAUUGGGAACAGACUUUAACGUGAUCUGUCCGUGGGAGGCGUACAGUCACCUGGAGUUACACGAGCUGGCCCAGUAUGGCAUUAUAUGAGGUCACUUCCUGUUCCCACUGAACAACAUCCUGCACCUUAAUAUGUCAUUUAAAUAUGAAUAUUCAUACAGAAAUAUCGUUGGUUGAUGUUUGGUCAGUUAUGUAUGACAGCAGUCAUAAAUUAGCAAUAAUGAACUGGAUGUUAGUUGAUCUACCUCUUCAAAUUUCCUGUAGAACUAGAU